AUGGCGACCCCCGGACCUUCGGUCGCUAUCGUGGGCGGUGGAGUAGCGGGGCUGGUGUGUGCAGCGCGGCUGGGGCAGCUCGGGAUCACCCAAACCACCGUCUUCGACACGGGGAGGCACGGGCCCGGCGGCCGGUGCUCCACCAGAAAAAUCGAUGUCGGCGGAAAGACGUUCCUUUUCGACCACUCGGCCCAGUAUUUUACGGUCAGCGACGACCGCUUCGCUAAAAUCGUCUCGUUUUUGCACUCAAAAGGAGCAGUGAAGGUGUGGAAAGGGCCAAUCGGUGUGCUGAAGGGGGGUCGGUUUGAGAGGAGUUCCAACCUGCAAGCGUUUGUGGGCACAGAAAGCAUGCAAUCCGUCCCAGAAUGCCUUGCGACUUUGUCAAGAGUGGAGAGGCCCGUUUGGGUUGGCAAUGUGGUCUGGGAACCAAUGGCCAAGAAAUGGAAAGUUGACAAGUACGGUUACUUUGACUACCUUGUGAUCGCACACAACGGGAAGUGUGCGGAUCGCCUGAUGGGAAACUCCGGGGCUCCGAGGAUCCAUGAUCUUCUCCGUGUGCGCUUCACUCCGAAACUCAUCCACAAGGUCCAGCAAAUGCAGCUGUGCUCUCUGUGGGUGCUCCUGGUUGUUUUUCCCGCCAGCCUGAAGUUGUCGUUUGAAGGGGCGUUUGUGGAAGAUGCAGACAUCACAUGGGUGGCAAACAAUACUGCCAAGCUGGGACAGAGGGCGACUGGGGACAACAGCGAGUGUUGGACUAUUUUUAGCUCCCGACAGUUUGGAACUGCACACAAGGUGCCACAAGAGAACAUCCCACCAGGCAAAGCUGACGAGGUGACAAAGAGACUCCUGGCAGCCUUUGCCAGAAGUGCAGGCCUGGAUUCGAGAGCUCUCCCAACCCCAACCUUCACCAAGGUUCAGCUCUGGGGCGCAGCUGUCCCCCUGAACGUGCUAGACGGAGCCGACUGUGUGUUCCAGGCUUCGCACAAUGUGGGGAUCUGCGGGGACUGGCUGGUUAGCCCCUGUAUAGAAGGUGCUGCCGUGAGUGGACUAGCUCUUGCCGAGUCCAUCCAUCGCCAUGUUAGGGGUGAGAGGAGAGAUACAGGCCUGGGCUGUACAUUCAAACCUGUUCUCGGGCCUGCUAUAGGAUCCUUUCCUACCAACAGUAAACUGGUUUUUAACCCUGGUGGAAAGACUGGUUAAAAGAUUUUAUAUUCAGCCUGUGAAAGAUAUCCUUUU
This is a messenger RNA of Branchiostoma belcheri (Belcher's lancelet), 1236 nucleotides long. Its product is annotated as renalase-like. The transcript is spliced from 3 exons. Bases 1 to 1200 code for a protein of 399 amino acids. NCBI's taxonomy places the organism in Eukaryota, Metazoa, Chordata, Leptocardii, Amphioxiformes, Branchiostomatidae. The record is from RefSeq and is a predicted model, not a curated record.